Molecule: messenger RNA, 2097 nt
Organism: Metopolophium dirhodum (rose-grain aphid)
Lineage: Eukaryota; Metazoa; Arthropoda; Insecta; Hemiptera; Aphididae
Exons: 2
Coding region: 1-2097 (698 amino acids)
Molecular function (GO): nucleic acid binding
Source: RefSeq, a predicted model, not a curated record
AUGGACAAAUUAACUGAUAAAGAGGAACAACGUUUUCAAAGAACCAAGUUCUGUCAAAAAUGUUCAAAACAUUUUAAAAACAAUAAUUUGGUUAAAGUUCGAGAUCACUGUCAUUUUACUGGCAAAUAUAGGCAAUGUCUCUGUCUUCAAUGUAAUUUCGAAAUAACUAGUCCAUCGUUCGUUCCAAUAUUCUUUCAUAAUUUAUCUUAUGAUAGUCACUUCAUAAUUCGGGAACUAGGUUGCGAUGAUAAAGAUAUUCAUAUUAUUCCUAAUUCAUCGGAAAAAUAUAUAUCCUUUAGCAAGGAAAUCGCACCUAGAUUUAGUAUUAAAUUUGUCGAUACAUUCCGUUUUAUGAGUGAGUCGCUAAGUAAACUUGCAGCCAAUUUAUCUGAAGAUAAGUUGAGGUUUAGAGAAACCCUAAAAAUAUUUUCAAUCAAAUCAUUAGAUUUAGUUACACGGAAAGGAGUCUUCCCUUACGAAUAUGUCGAUAGUUGGAGUAAAUUAGACAAUGCUUUUUUACCAUCAAAGCUUGAAUUUUAUAACUCGUUAACAGAUGAACAAAUUAGUGAUGAAGAUUAUAGACAUGCAAAAAAUGUAUGGAAUACAUUUGACGUAAAGACUUUGGGUGAAUAUAGCGAUCUUUAUUUAAAAACUGAUGUUACCAUACUAGCUGACGUGUUCGAAAAUUUUAGAGACAUAUGUUUAUCUACUCUCAGAAUAGAUCCUGCUCAUUAUAUGACUGCCCCUGGAUUUGCUUUUGAUUGUAUGCUUAAGUAUACAAAGGUUAAAUUAGAGAGGUUAAAGGAUUAUAAUAUGUUACUCUACUUCAAAAAAUCAAUCCGAGGCGGUAUUUGUCAAUCAACUAAAAGAUAUGCUAAAGCAAACAUACCAAAUAUUGAAGGAUUGGACUAUAAUUCGAAUGAACCGAUUACUUGGAUUACAUAUCUCGACUGUGUAAAUUUAUAUGGAAAGUCUAUGUUGACAGAACUACCUUUUAAAGAUUUUGAAUGGGUUGAUGAUCUCGACAUAGAUGUAACUAAAAUUUCUGAAGAUUCUGAAGUAGGAUAUAUAUUAGAAGUUGAUAUCGAGUACCCUAAACAUUUACAUAAAACCCAUAAUGAUUUUCCGUUUUUACCGUUUAACGAAUGCCCACCAAAUUCGAAAGUUGAGAAAUUGUUAACUACUCUAUCACCGAAAAAAAACUAUAUUGUACAUUACAAAAAUUUAAAACAAGCGAUUUCUCACGGUCUUAAAUUAGUAAAAAUUCAUCGAGCUAUCCGCUUUUCACAAAAAAAAUGGAUGGCAUCAUACAUUGAGUUCUGUACAAAAAUGAGAGCAGAAGCAAAAAAUGAGUUUGAAAAAAAUUUCUGGAAGUUGUUAAUUAAUAGCGUUUUUGGUAAAUGUAUGGAGAAUGUCCGAGCAAGAACUUCUAUAAAACUGGUUUCAUCAGAAAAAAAAGCGAAUAAACUAAUGACAAAAACUAGUUUUAAAGACAGAACUAUAUACUCUAAAAAUCUCAUGGCUAUUCACCAACAUAAGGAAACUAUUAAAUUCGAUAAGGCAAUUUAUGUGGGAUUUGCAAUUUUAGACGUUUCGAAAACAUUUAUGUACGAUUUUCACUAUAAUGUCAUGAAGAAAAGGUAUGGUACUAAAAUUAGUUCUUUAUAUUCGGAUACUGAUUCCUUGAUAUACGCUAUUCAAACUACAAAUUUUUUCAAUGAUUUAAAAAAUGAUUUAUUACCAUAUUUUGAUACAUCUAAGUAUCCCAAAGACCAUUAUUGUUUUAGCGAAUUACAUAAAAGUCAGCCAGGCUUUUUCAAGGAUGAAUUGAAAGGAAUUAUACUUAAAGAAUUCGUUUCAUUAAGACCGAAAUUAUAUGCGUACAAAACUGUAGACGGUACUGAGGAAAAAAAAGCAAAAGGCGAUAAAUUAACUCACAGGGUCAUGAAUUUUAUCCAAUCAAACAAACAUGUUGUUCAAUCGAAAACAAUGAACGAACUUGUUCUAAGCGCUAAUGACGAUAAACGUUAUAUAAAUGACGACGGGAUAAAUACUUUGGCUUAUGGUCACUACAAACUAGAUAAAUUAUAUAAUUAA